CUUUUCAAAACAUUUUAUCCAUCUCCAUUAGACCUCCAAUUGGUCCAGCUAUUCUUCUCCUCUCUCCUCUCUAAACAGUUAUUUCAUUCAACUUUCCUCAUCUACAUCCAUUCUCUCUCUCUCUUUUUUCUCCCUUUCACUUGUAAUCUCUGUUAGUGUCAGAUCUAUUAUACCACAUUGUUAAUUCUCUACAAACUUAUAGAUCGACUCUCCUUCACCCUUUAGUUGUCAGCAGUACAUAAUCAUCAUUCUUUAUCCCUAUUAUCCUCCCUUUUGUAAUCUCGAUAUCAUUGAUCGUUUCGACAAAAAAUCCUUUCAUCUCCACUCUAUCAAAUCUUUAUAAAUGUCUGUCCUCGAUAACAUCAUCUUCUGCGCAUUCAUCUGCGUGGUCGGUGGUAUUGCCACAGCCUCGCAGGGCGCUGUAAACUCCAAGCUCGGCCAAUUUUCGGGGCAGGGUCUUUGCUCAACCAUCGUCUUUUUCGUCGGUGCCAUAACAUCAUGUAUUUAUUUCUUAAUUGAGGUCAAGGGUCGUCCACCAACGGACCUGUUGUCGACAAUGGGUCAGGCACCCUGGUGGGCAUGGACCGGAGGUGUCAUUGGUGCCGUCUUUGUCAUCAUCACUAUUUUGGCCAUUCCCAAACUUGGUGCCGGUACAACAACAGCGAUCAUUGUUUGCGCUCAACUGAUCUUUUCCUGCAUCAUCGACAAUUUCAGCAUCUUUGGUAUUAAUUACCGCCAAUACACAGUCUGGCGUGGCAUUGCUACCGUUGGUCUGAUCAGCUGUGUCGCCGCUAUUGCCAAGUUUUAA
Lobosporangium transversale is the source of this 808-nucleotide messenger RNA. RefSeq lists its product as hypothetical. Bases 344 to 808 code for a protein of 154 amino acids. The transcript has 2 exons. The record is from RefSeq and is a predicted model, not a curated record. Gene Ontology annotation, cellular component: plasma membrane. NCBI's taxonomy places the organism in Eukaryota, Fungi, Mortierellomycota, Mortierellomycetes, Mortierellales, Mortierellaceae.